GAGAUAUAAAUAUAGCAUGGUUCUGACGAACGGUACAUUCUGUGUCUGUCCUUACAUCUAGCAACCGAUAUGAAGCUGCUAAUAUUAUUAUCGAUAGUAGCAUGUAGCUAUGGGGAUAAAUUAGAUAGAACGUAUCUUCCACCGGCUAAUGCGGGCUCUGCUGGUGGUAGUCCGGGAGCUUUAACAGCUCCAGGCGUGUCGAAUUUCGGGACGACAGGACCAGCCAACCAACCAUUAGGACAACCACCUAUUGGACAGCCUUCCAGACCUAAUUCUUUCGGUCAAGGUAAUCAACAAACGCCAGGCAAGCAAGAGUCAGGAUCUUUGAAUUUCGAAUCGAACCGCCCAUUUGGAUUUACUUCUGGAUCUGGUGCGACGAAACCCAGCCAGGUGUAUGGACCUGCGGACAGCACACCAAACCAAGGAAAUAAUGGUUUAGUUUCAGGUUUUGGACCAAGUAAUUCUCAAGGUAACCAGCCACAAUCUUUGGAAUCAAAUACCCCCAAUAAAUUGGGUCAGCAAUCUUUUGGUAAUUCAUUUGGACCCAAUGCUGCUUCACCCUCUGGAUACAGCCAGAUAAACGGUCAAAACUUUGUAGGAAGUUCUUCACGCCCUGAAUCUGAACGCCCUCAGGCGGCUGCUGAUAGAAACGCUGAAAUCCUCAAAUACGUCAACGAAAACGACGGGGACAGAUUUACUUACAGCUUUGAAACAACUAACGGAAUAACUGCUGAGGAAACAGGCGUAGCGUCUGGUGGUGUUAAAGCUCAAGGAGGGUAUUCAUAUACUGGUGAUGAUGGAAAAGCUUACACUAUUACGUAUACUGCCGAUGAACAAGGUUACCAACCACAAGGAGAACAUUUACCCACACCGCCCCCAAUUCCUGAGGAAAUAUUGAGGUCGAUAGAAAAAAAUGCGCAAGCUGCCGCAGCUGGCACACAAGAAGGUGCUUACCGUCCAGAAGAUUAUGAAAACGAAGAUAAUUCCCAAGGUUAUUCAGGCGCCACUUCUAUAAACAAGCCUCAGGGACAAGACCAGUUCUCAUCUCAACAAUACACCGCUCCAAUUGAUAAACCAGCAAGUUCUCAAAUCGGAUUUCAACAAACAAAACCUGGAUUCCAAAAUGUACCGACAAGUGAGACUAGUUACAAGGAUAGAUUCACAAAUGGAGUUUCGAGUUUUGAACCGAUCAGGUCUUUCAAUCAGAAUGCAGGAUCAAUUAACCAAGCUCAGUUACAGAGAAGACCUGGCUACGAGUACUCUCGUCCUCAGAACACACAGGACACUAAACAAGCUUUUGGUAGCCAGCCCGGCCAAUCUCGUCCCCAGUUUGGAUCCCAAAUCCCUUCAAACUCUCCAUUUUCAAAAUCUGGAAAUGGACAGGAAUUAAACCCUUUCAACGGUGCCUCCAGACCUGAGUCUCAAACAAUACCGAGUGGGCAAGACUAUUUCAAACCUAGUCAAGUGUCACAAUAUCAACAAUCUGGUUUUAAGCCCACUUCAAACCAACCAGGUCAGGGACCUCAGUCCAAAUUAUCUUCAGCUCAAAAUUACAACCAAGAGUCUUCAGGUUAUCAGUAUCAACCAGGAAAUUCAGGUUUUGGCGUAACAGCACGACCAAGUUUCCCUAAUCAGCCCAGUUUUCAAAACUUAGACCAGGGUGCUACACCUCAGCGCGGAAAUCAAUAUCAAACCAACCCGUCAAACAACUUUUCGAACAGACCUUCAUCAAACCAACCAGGUCAGGGACCUGAAUCUAAAUUAUCUUCAGCGCAAAAUUACAACCAACAGUCUUCAGGCUAUCAGUAUCAACCAGCGAAUUCAGGUUUUGGUGUCACAGCGCGGCCAAGUUUCCCUAAUCAGCCUCAGGGCGGAAAUCAAUAUCAAACCAACCCGUCAAACCAAUUUUCGAACAGACCUUCUUCAAACCAACCAGGUCAGGGACCUCAGUCUAAAUUAUCUUCAGCGCAAAAUUACAACCAACAGUCUUCAGGCUCUCAGUAUCAACCAGGAAAUUCAGGUUUUGGGGUCACAGCGCGGCCAAGUUUCCCUAAUCAGCCUCAGGGCGGAAAUCAAUAUCAAACCAACCCGUCAAACAAAUUUUCGAACAGACCUUUAAACCAACAGUAUCAACAAAACACGCAAGGUAUAACACCUUCCUCAAACGGUUUCAAUACACCUAAUGGUGCUCCUCAAAACCAAGUUUCAGUUACUUCAAACAACUUGCCUGUAGUCGCUAACUCUAUUGCGAAACAAACCGCACCAAUUCAAGCACCAUACCAGUACCAACGGCCAUCUCAACCCUUCAACCAAAAUCAGUUGUCGCAAAAUGGUUUCAGGCAACCAGCAAGUCAAGGCCAGAUACCAUCUGGUGCCAAUAAACCUGCAUUUGGUUCACCACAAACUAGUUAUAACCAGCCAAUUCAAAGCCAGGGCCCAUUGCAAUCUAGUUUCAAUCAGAAUCCAGGUCAAAGCCAGACUAACCCUUCUCAAAUUCAAGGAUCGUCGUCUGGUUUCAACAGACCAACCCAAGAUCAAGGAUCAAAACCGGUAUUUCCAUCUGCGAACCAACCGGAACAGUUCAGUGGACCUCGUCAACCACCAAGCUAUAACGCAGAAGAAGGCUACAAAUACUAGAAUAGUUUAUAUACAACGAAAGAGGCAUUAAAAUGUAAAAAAUAGUUUAUCGAGCAUUUGUAAAUAGAACAAUUUAUUAUGUUUAAGAUCACCAAGUGAUCAUGGCAAUAAAUGAUGUAA
Molecule: messenger RNA, 2757 nt
Organism: Pieris napi
Lineage: Eukaryota; Metazoa; Arthropoda; Insecta; Lepidoptera; Pieridae
Gene: CPR12
Product: AT-rich interactive domain-containing protein 1A-like
Exons: 3
Coding region: 70-2637 (855 amino acids)
Source: RefSeq, a predicted model, not a curated record